This is a messenger RNA of Cynoglossus semilaevis (tongue sole), 3344 nucleotides long. RefSeq lists its product as uncharacterized. NCBI's taxonomy places the organism in Eukaryota, Metazoa, Chordata, Actinopteri, Pleuronectiformes, Cynoglossidae. Bases 326 to 3217 code for a protein of 963 amino acids. Gene Ontology annotation, molecular function: D-aminoacyl-tRNA deacylase activity. Gene Ontology annotation, cellular component: cytoplasm. The transcript has 18 exons. The record is from RefSeq and is a predicted model, not a curated record.
AUAGGAUUACAAAAUAAAGGUAAGCGUACUUUUUGUGUUGUUGCUUUUAUUUUGAAAGGUCGGGUACCGGAACAUACAGGUUGUCCCGUGCUAGCGUAUAUCUGCACAGCACCAACAGAAUCUCAUGCUACAUUCAUACGGGGAGUUAAUGUGAAAGUUACAACUUUGAGCGAGUUAUAUUGUAUAUAUAAAUAUUACAAUAUUUAAAAUUACGUGUUUGACAAGUGUUGAGAAGAAAUAACGAUCGGAAACUGGCAUUUUAUUGUUCCGAAGUUGUCGUUGGUGUAGCGAGGGUUUGUGUUCACCGGACACAAAAUGGUCUAAGAUGCCAUCAAAUGUAAUUGAGAGGGUAGAUUUGUUCCUGCGGGCAGGAAAGUAUCCUGAAGGAGCAUCAAAAAGCUCCAAGGCUGUGACCAGAGCUGCCAGCAAACACUUUGUCUUCAAAGAUGACUGUCUGUGGCGAACCUAUCGAGGGCGCCUCCUUAAAGUCGUCAGGAGCGAUGAGGAAAUGCGGGAGAUUCUGACCCGUUACCAUAACGAUAACAACCACACUGGUCGGGUCCGUAUGGUGAAAGAGAUCAUGCUGAUGUAUUACUGGGUUGGCGUGACGGAGGCAGUGAAGACAUGGAUCAAAAAUUGCUCUAUUUGUCAGGAACGAACUCACGUAGAACCCUCCACUCAGCCCGUCCAGUUCUGCCUAGCCUAUGGCUGCGAAGCCUCCAGCUACAUCCGCCCUGAUCUCAGCUUCUACAGGUUUCCGAAGGAGCCAGGGCAGCGGAGUCAGUGGUUGAGUGUGGCUCAAAGGGACGAAGGCUCACUGCGCUUCAACUCCUACCUCUGCUCCCAGCACUUCGAUGAGUCUUGCUUCACACUGGGAGAUGAGGGUCAGAUGACUCUAUCAUCAGACGCUGUGCCGACCAUCAUGUUUGUGGCAGUGGCAGACAACAAGAUUUGUGUUCCUACAGAUGAAGAUUUCCUGCGUUCAGACACGCUGGAGGACCUCCUCUCUACAGCUGCCGCCGCUGCUGCUGCCAACUCCACAGAUCCACCUGACGCAGCUUCACUUUCAUUUGACCUGCCCACCCAGCUGCAGGACCACCAGUACUCUCUGCCAACCCCAGACGAGGAUCACAGGAAAGCUCCCCCGUUGAAGGAAGACAUAAGGAGGAACACUGUUGUUAAGCAGAGCUUCACCACAUACAACCACAUCGCCAGGUAUCUGAGCCACAGAGUUUUACCAAUGCUCAGCAAGAAGAGCAGGAACGCCCUGAAGAGGAUGGCCAAGCGCUUCGGCCUCAUAGAUGGGGUGCUGAUGUACACCCGGGUUUCUCCACCUGUCAGGGUUCCACGCAGCAGAGAGGAGGUAAACAACAUCCUGCAGCGGUUCCACGACGACCGGGGUCAUUACGGCCAGGGCAUCUGCCAGAGAGAGAUCACCAAGAACUUCUACUGGAGCACCAUGACCCGGGACCUGGCCGCCUGGAUCUCCAGCUGCAGCACCUGCGUCAACAGAACCAAGAGGAGGUGGCUGCGCUGCAGCAUCCACACCUGCCACAACUGCUGUGGACCAGUGGAGAGGCGCCUGGGCCUUACCUUCCACACGUUUCCUCUUCAUAACACCACCCUCCUGGACCAGUGGUUGAAGGCCGUCGGACGUCCUCACUGGUAUCCUCGCCUCUGGUCAUCCAUUUGUUCCAAACACUUCACCGAGGACUGUUUUGAGCAGGUUGAUAACAAGGUCAGCCUUCGUCCAGACGCUGUUCCCACACUGUUGAUCCACAGCAGCCCAGCAGUGACAGGACCAGGUGCCUAUUUUGACAAGUACGACACAGUGGAACACUACCUCCGUACUCGCACUUAUCCCUCUGGACUCAGCUUUGUGGAGAAAAACACAUUCAGGAGGUUCUGCAGGAAGUUUGUUAUAAAAGAUGAUCAGCUUCACAUGGCUCACGGGGAUCGAGUGCGUUUGGUUCUGAGGAGUCGAGAGCAGGUGGAGGUCGCUCUCAACGACUAUCACAACGAGCUGAACCACCUGGACGCCAGCAAAUGUCUGCGGCUGCUCAACGAAAGAUUCUUCUGGAAAACCAUGAGGCCUGAUGUGAUCCAGUGGAUCAGUGGCUGCUCCAUGUGCAGCAGGAAGAACAAGAAGAAAUUGGAAACCUCACUGAGGUCAGACGCUGCAGGAUCAGCGGUACUGCUGAGUGGGAGAGAAGAUGAUGAAGAUGACGAUGGUGAGAUUGACGAAGGUAAAGGAAGAGAAGAUGAUGAAGAGAGGCAGCGACUGCUGGAGUUCACAGAUUCACAGGAUAAAUCUGCUCAUCCUGUCAAUACCCUCAGCUUCAAGCCAGAAAUCACUGUUGUCCUCCAGGAUAAAAGCAGGGUCCAGGAUCAACCUCAGGCACGGACUCAAUCUGAUGACCAGGAAGUGACAUUUGACCCUCAGGCCACAGUCUCAACACACACUCUGUCUGAGGUUCCUGCGCCACCGGUGAGUCAGAAGAAACGCUCCAGUUCUCAGCUCCAUGUUCACAGCAGCGCUUCAUGUCCAGCAAAGAGGAGCAAAGAGCUGGACGUCAGCUCCACCUCCUUCAGCAGUGGCCAGGAGCCUGUGGUGGCUGCGAGCACCAAACCCUGGCCCGUCUUCACCAUCGCCAGCUCAGCUACGGUGCAAACGGCCACAGCCCCUACAGACUCAAACAGCUCAGCGUUACAUCAGAAACCCAGCAAGCCUCUGGCUCGGACCAUCAUCCAACAGUGCAGUCAGGCCAAGGUAAAGGUCAAACCACCUCUGGACGGAGCUGAGGCUCAAUGGGCAGAGAUUCAGCAGGGAAUGGUGGUGUAUGUUUGUUUUUACCACGGAGCAACUGAAGAUGUCACACAUGAAAUGGCCAACACUCUGAUGUCGACAAAAUUUUUCCGAAAAACUGCCCGGCACUCUGUGUCUGUCCUCGACCUUCCUGGGAGCGUUUUAUUCAUCCCCCAGGAAUCCCUGCAGGGGGUGCUGUCGUCCGGCAGGAGAAUGCAGUACCAGGGCGGCUGUGAGAAGUGGCAGGGAGCUCAGCUCUUCUCCAGCCUGGUGCUCGCCUGCAGGGAGCUCAUGCACAGAUCAACCAAGUGCACGGACGCAGGCGUGUCCGUGGAGCAGGGCGUGUACGGGCAGAAACAGGAGAUCGUCCUGAACUCUGCAGAGCCGCUCACUCACCUGCUGGAGUUCUGAGGUACAGACGUGUACCAAUAAUAUUCCAAAGUCAUACUUGACCUUCUUCUGUUCUCUAUUGCUGCAGCUGGAAAAUUAAACAUUACAGAAACUAAAAUGUAUUUUAUUAAAAAAAAAGUUGAAUGGA